AUGACGCUCCAAUUUACCUGUGAAACAAAACCCGGAAACACAGCGAAGCAGAAGCAUAGUGAUGAAGAUGAGAAGGAUUUCAUCGAGGAUGAAGAAGUCGAGGAGCUUUUCCAGCAGCACAGGCCUGUAGGAAUCGGAGAAGAGGACCACCGGGUGUUUAUCGUUCAUCCUGAUGUGAAAUGGGGACAGAAAAAGCAAUACCUGACCACAGCUGAUCUGCAGAUGGCUGAGGCUGUAGGUCUUGUCAGCACCUUGCAGAACUGGAGCGUCAUGGAUAAGAUCAUCCUCUCCACCAAAACACCAGAAAAGAAAACAAUCUUCGGGAAGGGAAAUUUUCAGAUGCUCACAGAGAGAAUCAGAGAAACCCCCGGCGUCUCUGCGGUGUUCAUGAACGUCGAGCGCCUCUCCGCCGUGUCAGAGAAAGAGCUUCAGGACGCCUGGGGGCUGAAGGUGUUCGACAGAUACUCGCUGGUUCUGCAUAUUUUUCGCCGGAAUGCAAGAACUAAGGAGGCAAAACUCCAGAUCUCGCUGGCGGAGAUUCCACUGCUCAGGUCUCGACUGAAGAACGAAGUAGGGAACUUGGAUCAGCAGGGUGGAGGUUCGAGGUACAUCAUGGGCUCGGGUGAAACUCUGUAUGAAGUGCAGCAGAGGCUGCUGAAAGAGCAAGAGCUGAAGAUCCGCUCAGUUCUCGAGAGACUGAGGAAGAAGAGACACAUGCUCCGAACACAGCGCAAACACAAAGACUUCCCCAUCGUCUCGGUCAUGGGCUACACCAACUGUGGUAAGACGACGCUAAUCAAAGCUCUGACAGGUGACGUCGCUCUCCAGCCGAAAGAUCAGCUCUUUGCCACCCUGGACGUAACGAUCCACGGCGGUCGUCUCCCCAGUCACAUGACCGUGCUGUACGUGGACACCAUCGGCUUCCUGUCUCAGCUGCCGCACCAACUCAUCGACUCGUUUUCAGCCACGCUGGAGGACGUCGCACAUUCCGAUCUCAUUGUUCACGUGAGGGACAUCAGCCAUCCAGAGACGGUGAAUCAAAAAGUCAACGUUCUUAAUGUGUUAAAGAAUCUCCAGAUCCCAGAAAGGCUCAUGAACUCCAUCAUAGAGGUGCACAACAAGAUCGACCUUGUCCAAGGGUACGAGUCACCUGACCCCGAGGCCGUCCCGAUAUCAGCGCUGAACGAGCUGGGCCUGGACGAGUUGAAGCAGAGAGUUGAAGAAUCCGUCAUGAAGUCCACCGGGAAACAAACCAUGAUUCUGAAAGUGGAUCUCAACAGCCCUCAGUUAGGGUGGCUGUAUAAGGAAGCCACCGUUCAGGAAGUGCACGACGGAGAUGACGACUGUUCUGCCGAAGUCAAGGUCGUGAUUGGAGCUGCAGCAUACGGACGCUAUAGGAAGCUGUUCCAGGUCACGUAGCGUAGCGUCACGUCACACACCUGAGGCGUGUCUCUGUCCUCUUAACUCUGUAAACAUUGACUGAUAAAAGCAUUUCGGAAACCACAUGUAACCACAAUUUCACAUGUAUUGUAUAAAACAAAGCAAAUAAAAGUGUAUAAAAGUAA
Molecule: messenger RNA, 1565 nt
Organism: Silurus meridionalis
Lineage: Eukaryota; Metazoa; Chordata; Actinopteri; Siluriformes; Siluridae
Gene: gtpbp6
Product: GTP binding protein 6 (putative)
Exons: 11
Coding region: 1-1419 (472 amino acids)
Cellular component (GO): cytoplasm
Molecular function (GO): GTP binding; ribosome binding
Source: RefSeq, a predicted model, not a curated record